AAUCCUCUCGUCAACCUUCUACACUUUUGACACAAAACGGUUACAACGUUUUUGGCAGAAGAACAAAAAAAAUCGGCAUCCCAAGAAAUGCAACGUUACGUUCCUAAUCAGAGAGAGACUUUUCUUUAAAAUAAAAAAGAAGCUUCUUUUUCAAGCAAUCCCAAAGUUCCUUUUGCUUCUCUUCUUAUCCCACAUCUCCUUUAAUCAUUUCAAUCUAACUAUCAUCUCUCUCGCUCUCUCUCUAAUUUGCAGUUCCUCCUGAAUCUCAUUCUAAAACUAAUUUGGUAUCUUCUUCUUAUUUUCUUAUGCUCUGAACGAACCGGUUUAUCCGGGUUUUGGAUUUGAUUCAAGACUUUAUUCCUAAAUUCUGUUAGUUGAUCUAAGAUGCUCGGAGACUUCAUUACAAGAACCAUAAUAUUGCUUGUGGGUUACGCGUACCCAGCAUAUGGAUGCUACAAAAGCGUGGAAAAGAAAAAGCUUGAGAUUCACGAACUUAGAUACUGGUGCAAAUAUUGGAUCUUGGUUGGUCUUCUUACAGUGUUUGAAAGGGUAGGAGACAUCACUGUAUCAUGGUUACCAUUCUACGGCGAGAUAAAAAUCGCUCUUCUCAUUUAUCUAUGGUACCCAAAAUCAAAGGGAAUUAGCUAUGUCUACGAAACACUAGUAGCUCCGUACAUGUCUAAGCAUCAAUCAGACAUAGACCAGGGGAUUACUGUUUUAAGGAUGAGAGGACAUUUAGUUAUUGUUCAACUAUGGCAAUGUGGCUAUCAUUGGACUCUCCAAAUCUUUAGGCACCUCCAACAACAAUUCGUCAUCGACAAGGUAUUAAAAAAACAAUCAAAUUUGCUGUAUCAGACAAACCACUCUUACCAAACUACAUUCACUUGUCUUUUGUCUGCAGAAAAAGAACCGAUCAAAAUCAAAAGAUAGACAACAAACAUUUAUGUUCCUCCGGUAAAGCUGUUAGCAGAAGAAGGUGCAGCUACUACUUCUAAAUCCCACAAUCUCAAUAACCAAAUUGUAAACCGACGGUUCACCGGAAUUGCAAUAACCAAACCAAUUUUGUAACACCUUUUUUUUUUUAUUGUAAUAUCAAACAGUUUUGUGUUCAAUUCUUGAAAAUCUCCACCAAAAAAAAAAAAACUAUUUGACAAUCAAAG
Messenger RNA from Camelina sativa (false flax), 1160 nucleotides. NCBI's taxonomy places the organism in Eukaryota, Viridiplantae, Streptophyta, Magnoliopsida, Brassicales, Brassicaceae. The record is from RefSeq and is a predicted model, not a curated record.